ACCUCAUAGACCCACUGUAGGUGUACCUAACAUAUCUACACUUCUAUACACUUAUUCGUCAAAUCUUAUGUAUAUAUCGAUAAAUGGGUUAUCUUAGGGGUCACAUGGUGGUCAUUAGGUACAUUUCCGGCCAAGUCCGAUAAGUUUUUCGUCCAUGCGAUGCGGAGCUUCGCGGAUAGAUUGGAGACCCGAUUCCUGAAUUCUUGUGCCGUUGGAUCGCUCUGAUAGUGUACUUGACUUGAAUUUUAGAUUGUCCGGGAAUCUAGAUUGACAAGACAUCGUUUCCAGAAUGGCGCAAACUUAUCUCAUGUGGGUUGCCGGUAAAGAAGAGGUUGGCGAAGAGGAACUAUUACCAGUAGAAGACCCCGCGACCGGAGAGACCUUUGCCUUUUGUCAUGCGGCAUCCGCGUCAGAUGUUGAACGCACUAUUGCCCGCGCCGAGGCGGCUUUUCAGUCAGGCGUUUGGUCUAGAUCCUCGCGCCACUACCGCGCUGACAUCUUAGACAAAUCCGCGGCGCUCCUCACAGCGUCGCUGCCGAGCCUCAUCGCGCUAGAGGUGCGACAGACCGGCCGCGCGAUUCGCGAGAUGAACGCUCAGGUUCCUUCGUUAGUGCGCUGGUUUAAGUACUAUGCCUCGCUUCUGCGUGUAGAGGAACAGCCUGUCUUGCCAACAGCGGGGAAGCUGCAUAAUUUCCUCCAACGCGUGCCGCUUGGUGUUGUGGUUCAGAUCACACCUUUUAACCAUCCGUUGCUUAUUGCCGUAAAGAAGAUCGCACCCGCACUUGCCGCUGGAAAUAGCAUCAUCCUAAAACCGAGCGAGUUAACGCCGUUAUCGGCACUACUGCUUGGCCGGAUCUUAAAAGAGGCGGGCGUCCCCGACGGCGUUUUCAGCGUUUUGCCUGGAUACGGUGCUACGACCGGAAAGGCACUCGUACAGCAUCCCCUAGUAAAAAAAGUAGAUGUUACAGGGGGAACAGUAGCAGGGAGGGCAAUCGGCGGAAUCGUAGGCGGAAAUCUGGCAAGAUAUACGGCAGAACUUGGGGGCAAGGCGCCGUUGGUUGUAUUCGAUACGGCAGACGUUCAGGUUGCUGUUAAUGGGAUUGCGUUUGGCAGUUUUAUUGCCAGCGGUCAAACUUGCAUCGCGAGUACGAGGAUUAUUGUGAAUAAUAAGGUCUUGUCGCAGCUGCUAGAGAAGCUGAAGGUGAAGACGGAUUCGAUUCUGCAACGCAUAGGUGCCCCUAGCAACCCAGAUUCAACGAUGGGCCCUUUGGUCUCGGCAAAACAACUCAGUCGCGUCGAGAUGUUAGUUGACGACGCCGUGAACAGCGGCAAGGCGAAAGCAAUAGCAGGAGGACGCAGGAUGCAUGGUUUAAGUUCCCUAGAUGGGACUGACUUCUCGAAGGGUUACUUCUACGAGCCCACGAUUCUUGUUUCGGGCGAGGGCGAUAGCAUCCUCGGGACACGUAUUUGGCGCGAGGAGGCCUUUGGUCCUGUAAUCGUGGUCGUGGGCUUUGACACGGAAAAUCAGGCUGUUAAGCUGGCUAACGACAGCGAGUUCGGCCUCGGAGCCGGAAUCUGGACCCAAGACCUAGCGCAGGCUUUCCGAGUUUCAGAACAACUCGACGCUGGCAUCACCUGGGUGAACACACAUCAUCGAAACGCUCCAAGUAGUCCGUGGGGUGGGACUAAGCUAUCGAGUGGUGUUGGAAGCGAAAACGGUAUAGAGGCUUAUAAUGCAUACACGGCGAUAAAGAGUACGAUCAUCAAUUACGCUUCAACUGAGGAGUCACUCGGUACAGAUGAUUGGUUCAGCGACGGGGCAGGGCCUAUAAGAUAUGGCUGAAUCUCGCAAUAGACUAGGUAGGUACAUAUCAUGAUAUAAACGUCCUUCGCAAAGUUUCUUAACUACUCGUACUAUUUAUUACUGUUAAGUUUCAUUAUAGCAGGUAAGGGUAGA
Molecule: messenger RNA, 1957 nt
Organism: Daldinia loculata
Lineage: Eukaryota; Fungi; Ascomycota; Sordariomycetes; Xylariales; Hypoxylaceae
Product: aldehyde dehydrogenase
Exons: 3
Coding region: 290-1843 (517 amino acids)
Molecular function (GO): aldehyde dehydrogenase (NAD+) activity
Source: RefSeq, a predicted model, not a curated record